AUGCCCGACAACCCUGAUUUAGCUGGUGUGACUGAAUCUUGGGAUUGGGUUAAAAGUCACCUAUUUUCUGUUUCCCCCCUCAGUAAAUUGGAGCACCAUGAAGUCCUCUACUCUGAGACGUAUGCUUACGAAGUACACGAACUCUUGGGCAGUGGCACCUUUGGGAAGGUUGUAAAAUGCGUAAAAAAAGGCACCAGCGAGAAAGUGGCCGUCAAAAUCUUGACGAACCACCCGUCCGUCACUGAAGAAGCUAAAGCUGAGAUAAACAUCCUGACCCAGCUGAGUAAGGAAUGCCCAGACAAAUUCAAUUUCGUCCAAGCCUAUGAGUUUUUUCUGCACAACAAUAACAUCUGCCUUGUGUUUGAGAUUUUGCAAAUGAGUCUCUUUAACUUUAUGGAGCAACACAACUUCGAGCCAUUUCCUGUGAAAACUAUCCGCCCUAUCGUGGAGCAGGUGGACACUGCACUAGCUAAGCUGAAGAGUCUAGGAAUAAUUCAUGCAGACUUGAAGCCAGAGAACAUCAUGCUGGUGGACAAUGCCACACACCCAUUAAAGGUCAAGGUGAUAGACUUUGGGUGUGCCUUCCAUGUGUCCAAGGCUCAAUGUCUGAGUUACAUACAAACACGAUAUUACAGGUAAGAAACAUUUGUUACAUAUACUUUUAUAAAAUGUUGUACAUUGAAAUACAAGGAAUAAUGUUAUUUGGGUCUGGUUCAUUUUUCUAAACAAAACCCCCGAAUCCAUUAAAAUCUGGUUAGAAAGGUCACAAUAAAAACCUUUUAUAAGAACCAAUAUUAAAACGUACAAGGUAAAAACCAUGCAAUAAACCGGGAGCUAGUAUCUAGGUUAAAGACAUAAUCAGUUUUAAAAAAAACAAAAAAAAAUAGAAACUAGAGAGCAUCCAAAUAUAAAACUAGUGUCUCACAAACUAAAAGUAAAUCAGUAAUGUACUAGAAAGCACCAUGAUAUAAUGCAGAAUAACAAUCCACUUGUAGAUAAAAGGGAUACAACGUAAAUAUAAAUUCAGACAUGGUGCAAUAAUAGUGUAGCAGCAGUCCCAUUUUUAAUAUGAAAGUCCACUAUGUGGCAGUAAAAGAAACAGAAGUCCAUGAAAUUAGCACUGCUAAAUAAUGUGGUGCUGAUGGUUUGCACUGUUUAGUAUACAAUAGUAGGGCAGGAGCUAGAUUAUGUUGGACGCCCUUUGUAGGCUGAGAUGUCUUGUGAUAACUCCUCGGCAGCCAGAUGGUGCAGAGCCGUGACUAACAUAAUAGUAAUAUUAUUUAUUUUAGCAAUUAAAGCCUAGUUAAUGAAAUUCAAACCAAUAUUUCAGGUGAUUUAUGGUUCUAAGAUAUGAAUUAUUUACCUAACCUUCUGAUAUCUCCCAUUUUUGGAAAUUUGCAGGUCACCAGAAAUUAUACUUGGUUUACCAUUCUGUGAGGCUAUUGAUAUGUGGUCUUUGGGAUGUAUCACAGCUGGGCUGUUCACAGGACGACCUUUAUAUCCUGGAGCAUCGGAGUAUGAUCAGGUGAGAUAUCCAGUGGCGUACACAUGAUCCAUGGGGCCCCGGUGCGAAAAUUGAUCCGUGGGCCCCUCCGCGCUUACUCGGCGCGGGUCGGGGCCGCACCACAUGGCGGCGGGCGCCUGGUCGCAGGGGUUGCAGGGCUGCGACCCCGCGACCGCGGUAUGCACACACACUUAAAGGACCACUACAGACACCCUGAUCACAUCAGCUCAAUGAAGUGGUCUGGGUGCCAGGUCCCUCUAGUUUUAACCCUGCAGCUGAAAACAUAGCCGUUUCAGAGAAACGGCUAUGUUUCACUGAGGGUUAAUCCAGCCUCUGGUGGCUGUCUCAUUGACAGCUGCUAGAGGAGCUUCCGCGAUUCUCACUGUGAAAAUCACAGUGAGAAGACACUGAACGUCCAUAGGAAAGCAUUGAGUAAUGCUUUCCUAUGGGCGGUUUGAAUGCGCGUGCGCCUCUUGCCGCGCAUGUGCAUUCGGAGCUGAGAGGCGGAGGGAUCCCCAGCGCCAAGGGAGUCCGACGCUGGAGAAAGGUAAAUGCUGAAGACACACACACUCUCAUAAACAGACGCAUACACACUGGCUAACAGACACACACAUUUACUGACAGAGACACACUCAGCGACAGACAUACAUACACACUCACUUACAAAACAUACACUUUCACUGACAAACACACUCAGUAACAGACACACACAGUAACACACUCACUAGCAGACACACACCCAAUAACAGACACACUCACUGACACACACACACUAACACUAAAACACACAUACAUACACUAACACACACACAUACAUACACUAACACACACACAUACACUAACACACACACAUACAUACACUAACACAUACACUAACACACACACAUACACUAACACACACAUACACUAACACACACACAUACAUACACUAACACACACAUACACUAAAACACACACACAUACAUACACUAACACACACACACACACACUAACACACACACAUACACUAACACAUACACUAACACACACACACAUACACUACAACACACACACAUACACUAACACACACACAUACAUACCACCACAUAUACACUAACACACACACACACACACUAACACACACACACAUACAUACACCAACACACACACAUACAUACACUAACACACACACACAUGAUGAAUCCCCCCCAGCCCUUACCUUUGAGUGCUGGGGGAUUCCCUGGGGUCCAGUGGUGCAGUUGGCUGGGGCUGUCUCGUGCCGGCGCUGAGAGCACUCACUGCUUCCUCUUCAGCUCCCUCGCGCGCCGCGGAGGGAUGACGGCACCGGAAGAUGACGUCAUCUUCCGGCUCCGGUAUCAGUGCGGUGCGCGAGGGAGCUGAAGAGGAAGCACUGAGUGCUCCCUCGCGCGCCGGCCACCGAGACAGCCAGCCCGCCGGGGUCAGCAGGGCCAGCAUCGGGGGGCCCUGGGGUGGCCGCCUCCUGGGCCCCCCAGGAGAAGAGGCUGGCCCUGUGGCUACAUACCGGGUCGCAGGGGCGGCCGGGCCCCCUGGUGGGCCGGGCCCGGUCGCAGCCACGACCCCUGCGACCUUGGUAUGUACGCCACUGGAGAUAUCUAUGUCUGAUAACAUAUGAAGGUCUCAGCUAAGAAUCCAGAAUUAGUUCACAUAGAAAGAUAUCAUGUGGCUGUUUAAUCAGCUUGUAUAGACAGCAGACAGAGUGCAAUGUACUCUAAAAUGGGAAAAUUGACAAUUUUGUUUAAAAUUAGUGAGGUUUAUUCACUAAACAAGGAAUUGUGGUGAAUUAAUAUAUACACAAUUGCAAAAGUUUGUCAAAACUGCAAAUUUGCUUGCCAAUCCAACUGCAGGCACAUCUUUAUAGCCUUAAUUUUGGAAUAUUAUUAUUAUUAUUAUUAUUAUUAUUAUUAUUUAGAAGUAUGUAGGUGUAUAAAUAGUUGGUUUAUUAAAUCUAACCAUUUUUAUUGUUCAAGAUAAACAAAUUUGAGUUAAAACUUGAUAAUAUUUGUAUUUUAACUGGGUGGGAAAUAAGUUGCCAAAUUGUUAUCACUGUGGCAAAGAAGAGGUUACAGCUGUUUUGAUUAAAAUAAAUUUUAAAAAAUUAAGAAAGAAAGAAAUCGCCAGGAAUACAAUGUGGAGGCAAGCAGAUUUGGUUCCACUGUUAUAUAUGUGGUAGGCAAAUAGUAAUAUCAUCCAAUAGGCUUUCAGCUAGGCAAAUAGUUUUUUGACCUUGUAAAACUCAUCUACCUUGGAAAAAAAAACUUUUGCCUUACUAGUAUUAGGCCCUCCCCCGUCAGGGUAAAUAAUGGGUAAAAAAAAAGGGCAAAUAAAGGGUGGCCUGGGAGAGUAUCGACUAGCAGAGGUUAGUUUUCAGCGGUUUCUGGGAGCAUGUUGGCAAGCAAGGUCCACUUUCCUUGAAGAAUUCUAGAUGGCUACUGGAGACAAAGUGCCACAUUUCUGGGGUGCCCGGGCAGCUAGUGGCAAAAGGGGCCACUUUACUGGGGUACUGGGGUGUGUAUUGGUGAGCAGGGGCCACUUUUUCCAGCUAUUCGUGAACAAAGGCCACUUUUCCUGAGUACCUGGGGCAUUUAUUGGCAAGCAAUGGCCACCUUCCUCUGGUUACUGGUCACCUAUUUGAAAGCAGGGGAUACUUUCCUUGAGGGGUUCCUAGGCAGUUAUUGACAUGCAAGGGUACAAUUUCCUAAGAUUUCUGGGUGUUCAUUUCUGAGCAGGGGUUUAUUUCUAGGGUUGUCUGAGUGGCUAUUGGUGAGAAGGGGCCACUUUCCUAGGUUGCUUGGGCACCUGUUUCUUAGAAAAGUGGCUUUGAAAUCUGGAAGAAAACAAAAAAGGGAAAAAAUGUGCAAAACUAUAAGCCUGAAUACUAGUUAAUAGAAAGGAGAAGUACUGUAUAAUAUCCCAAAAGGACCAGAAAACAAUGCUAAACACCCAAAAGUGUACCUCACAUACACCAAUAUAAUACAACAAAAAGGUAAAUCUAUACCACACCAACAAGUGGUAGUAUAGAUUAAAGGGGUAGCAAACAAAUAUCAUGAAACAUACAACCUGUAUGUAAUAAAACACAAUUCUUCAGAAGAUCUAAAAUAUAAAGAAAUCACAUAAUAGUGAAGGAUGUACAGAAAUAUAUAGUUCAAUCACGAAGGUAGAGAACUUACAAGACCAUACUGUAGAUCUGCGCUUAUCUCCCUUCUGUAGGGUAUCUGUUUUUAGGACAGUGUUUCCUUCAAGGUGAGCUUGCAAUGUAGACCAGAGGAAUAUAUUCGGAACACCCAAUCAUCAAAUGAAGAUUAAAUGAGCAUAUCUCCACUAACAAGUGGUACCAAGGAGAAGGAGUCCCUCUGUGGUAAAAAAUAAAAAGUAUAAUAUAAAAAAUAAAUAAUAAAAGCAAUGAAGAACCAAGAGCAAAUAGUUCUGGCUUGUAUCCAACGCGUUUCGUCUUAUAGACUUCUUCAGGGAUAUAAAAUACAGUCCAAAAAUCUUUUCCUUUUAUAAGCCUCAAAAGUUCUUUGAAUUUGCCGCGAAAAAAACUUGUACUUCCAGGUUUCGUCUUUACCCGUCUCUGAUUAGCCGAACGUGAUGACGUUUUCGAUCGUGUGUGAGAAAGUAAGCUGCUUCCGCGUUUCAUUCUGGAACGCAUGACGUCUACACUCCUAUAUAUAAGGCUCUGUGUCUCCAAAAACGCUUCCGCGUUCCACCGUGGAACGCACGCUGAUCCAGGCAACCAAUAGGUUGAGAAGAAAACCGAGCGUCCCAGAGUGGGACGAAGGAAGCCCACUUAUAUUCUAUGUACAGGCAGAAUAUAUAAACUAUGAAAAAUAUAUAUCCAUAAUAUAACCAUAAACAAGAAUAAUAUAAUUGAAACACCGAAAAAUAAAUCACAUGAUUAUAAAUCAAACAAUUUCAUGUAUAUACAUAUGUAUAGCACAAUAAACACAUAUUACCCACAUGGGGGUGAAUAUAUACGUGCACACUGCAUGCAUAUACACAUGUAUAUUACAAUAAGUGCAUAUCACCCAUAUGGAGGUAAACACACAUAUAACACAAAAAGAUAUAUGUAUAAUAAUAAUAAAAAAUUAUAAAAAAAUACAUGUAUAUAUAUAUAUAUGUAUCAGGAUAAAUAUGUACUAUCCACAUAAAUGUGGCUAUCAUAGUUAUUAACCUGACAUAUAGAAAAAUAUAACAUAAAAAUGGGGUAUCUAAAAACCUCAAAAGAACUCAAAAGCCACUUAGACUAUAAGGAGGGGUGUAGAUUCUAAUUAAAGGAGCCCCACCAAAUCAAUAUCCCGAUUGAGCCCUAUCUUCAGAGUUUUUAGUGUAUAAAUCCAAAAAGCUUCCUUUUUAUCUAAAUCAUUAAUUUUACUUCCUCCCCUCCAGUUUUUUGUGACCUGGUCUAUGCCAAUAGCAAUAAACGUAGACCAUUUGAACAUACUGCAAGAAUUACAAUGAUUAGGAACACUAUGUUCCACCUUAUGUGUCCUAAUAUUAUUAAAGUGUUCGCGAAGUCUGAUGUGCAGAGUUCUAGUGGUCCGUCCGAUAUAUUGGGCACCGCAUCCGCAUUGUAAAAGAUAAAUUACAUAUGUGGAUGUGCAAUGUAUACAUUUUUUUAUGUUAUAUGUCUGAUUAGUGUUAGAUCCUAUAAAAUAUAUGGUUCCACAUUUAUGAAAACCUGGAGUUUUUUGGGAUUGUAGAAAAUUUAAUUUUGGACUUUUUAUCAAUUUUGGUAAAAGACUGGGUGCCAAUUGGUUUUUAAAAUUAUCUGCUUUCUAUAUAUAACUACAGGCUUUUCUGGUAUCUUUAAAAAUGAAUCUCUAAAAUUUAAUCUUUUUUCAAAAUGGCCCAAUGUUUUUUGAGGAUUUUUUGUAUUUUCUUGGCCUAUACUUAGUGAUGAAAGCAAAAUCCAUAUAUCCACUAUUGGCUUUAUUUUUACGUCUAGUGUUUUUGUCCAUUAAGAAUUCUGUACUAUCUCUACUCCUUAUUUUUAUGAUGUCUUUUUCUAUUUCGUAUUAGUUUUGAUUGCUCUUCAAACAUCUGAACAUUAGAACAGUUUCUCCUCAUUCGGGUUAUUUGGCCCUUCGGAACAUUAUUGAGCCAUACUGGAUGGUGUAAACUGGUCCUUUUUAUAGCUGUAUUACAAUCAGUCUUUUUAAAAAAGUUUUGGUAUUGAGAGUCUCGUUUUAUAUAUAGAGAGUUAAGUCCAAAACGUCUAUAGUCUUCAUAUGGAUGUUGGAGGUAAAAUUUAGGUUAUAUUGAUUUAAAUUUAUAGUUUCAAUAAAUUUCUCCAAACUUUUGAGGCUUAUAAAAGGAAAAGAUUUUUGGACUGUAUUUUAUAUCCCUGAAGAAGUCUAUAAGACGAAAAGCGUUGGAUACAAGCCAGAACUAUUUGCUCUUGGUUCUUCAUUGCUUUUAUUAUUUAUUAUUUAUAUUAUACUUUUUAUUUUUUACCACAGAGGGACUCCAUCUCCUUGGUACCACUUGUUAGUGGAGAUAUGCUGAUUUAAUCUUCAUUUGAUGAUUUAUAUUUUAGAUCUUCUGAAGAAUUGUGUUUUAUUACAUACAGGUUGUAUGUUUCAUGAUAUUUGUUUGCUACCCCUUUAAUCUAUACUAUCACUUGUUGGUGUGGUAUAGAUUUAUCUUUUUGUUGAAUACUAGUUAAGCAAAGUUAGUUCCAGCUGAAGUGGUAGAGGUUAACACAGUAAAGGAGUUUAAGCAUGCGUGGGAUAGGCAUGUCAGGGUACCUGUUGGUGAUGUAUCCAGGGAGGACAUCCUCUCUGCUUAGGGGCUCCCUUCCCUUAGCAUUUCGGCAUAUUUCGGCCGUUUUCGCGCCGGCCGCGCUAGCUCCUCCCCCUUUUAUGACGCGACGGCUAGCGUCGACGUCAUGACGUCGGCAUUUGCAUAAAGUGCCGGGAACCGCUAUUCCGGACCUUUUGGGGGCGUGGUCUCUAUUUAGGUACAGGGUAUUUAAAGGAAACCUUUACUACUGCUCAUUGCCCUGUCGUGGUUCUAGCUUGCUAGUCACUCAGCGCGUUCUUUAUCUUGUGUUUCCGGUUUUGACCCUUGCUUGUCUUUUGUCCUGUUGUCCUCUCCUCUCCUUUGACUCGGCUUGUAUCUCGCUUACCUGUCCUCCGGCUCCCUUGACCUCGGCUUACCUUUUGACUAUUCUUGCUUGUCCUUACGUUAGUCCGGCCAUUCUAAGGUCCGGUAUACGUACCUCCUUCUGUGCGCACUCUGCGUAUUGGAUCCCUGUCAGUUUCCUGACAUUACGACAGGGCCAGAUGGAUCCUGCAGGUGCUAGUCCUCCUGACCCCAGAUUUGAGGCCAUGGACCAUAGAAUGGACCAAAUGGCUUUAGCGCUACAAACUUUGUUGACACGCUCCAGUACCCAGUCUGAAGAAAUACGUUCCACUGCUAGCCACUCGCUAAGUACUGGUUUGGAAGUAGCCACUGUAGGCGCAUCUUCCCAUGUCACGUCACCAUUACGAUAUGGGGGUUCGCCUGAUGCUUGUCGUGGUUUUUUAAACCAGAUAAGUAUACAUUUCGAACUACAACCCCGGGCUUACCCCACUGACAGGGCUAAGGUAGGCUUUAUUAUAACCCUGCUAAUAGAUAAAGCACUUAGAUGGGCCAAUCCCCUUUGGGAGAAUGACAAUCCUUUAGUCUACAACUACACUGCGUUUGUCACGGCUUUUAGAAGAACCUUUGACCCCCCAGGGAGGAAGAUUAAUGCGGCCAGAUCCCUGUUACGCCUUAAACAACAAGAUAGGACCCUUGUAGAAUAUGCUCUAGAGUUUAGAUCAUUGGCAGCAGAAGUGAAAUGGAACGAACAAGCUUUUAUGGAUGUUUUCUUGAAUGGGUUGUCUGAUGAAAUUUUAGAUGAAAUUGCCACAAGAGAACUUCCGGAAAAUUUAGAGGAUUUAAUAUCCUUCAUUUCCAGAAUAGAUGAACGCAUGAGACAGAGGCAGAACACUCGGGAAAGAGUUACUAGACUUCCUGUAAGACUCGCUCCCUCAUUUCAGAACCCUGACUCCUAUAAUCCUACUCCACCAGAACCUAUGCAAAUAGGUAAUACUCGCUUAUCUGAGGCUGAGAGACAGUACAGGAGAAGGGAGGGUCUCUGUUUAUACUGCGGGCUGAGAGGUCACUUACGUCUUAGUUGCCCUAAUCGUCCGGGAAACGCUCGCACCUAAGUUCCCUUAGAGGACGGGCCUUGGGUGUUUCAUUACUGUCCUCUAUGCAUAAUAAAAAAGACCAUAGGCUUCUGAUUCCUGUCUCUCUAGCUUGGGAAAAGGGGUUUAUUGCUACGAUGGCAUUAUUAGAUUCUGGAGCAGCAGAAAGCUUUAUAGACCAAACUUUCGCUAAUAAGCAUUGUAUCCCAUUCCAAUUGAGAGAUACACCCUUGGCCGUUGAGGCCAUAGAUGGUAGACCUUUAUCUGAACCAGUAAUAUUCCAUGAGACCGAACCCGUUAAGCUUACUGUUGGUAUUUUCCACGAAGAGUUGAUUUCCCUUCUGUUAAUUUCCUCCCCGGCAGUCCCAGUGGUUCUAGGAUAUUCUUGGCUCAAGAGACACAACCCUCAGAUUGACUGGGAGGGUGGAGAAAUCGUUUCUUGGGGUAUGGGUUGUAGGGAAGAAUGUCUGCAGAGAGUUACUUCUGUUUGCCCCGUAAACUCUUAUGCUAACACUUCUCAAUCCACAGACGUUCAGAUACCAUUACAAUAUCUAGACCUCAAAUCUGUAUUUGACAAGGGUAAGGCGGAUACUUUACCUCCCCACCGGUCUUAUGACUGUUCUAUUAAACUUUUCCCUGGUACUAUGCCUCCCAGGGGUACGGUAUACCCUCUAUCCACCAAGGAAAACUUAGUUUUAGAGGAAUAUAUCAAGGAGAAUUUAGACAAGGGAUUUAUUAGAAAGUCUUCUUCUCCGGCGGGGGCGGGUUUCUUUUUUGUAGAAAAGAAAGACGGUACCUUACGCCCUUGUAUAGACUAUCGGGGAUUGAACAAAAUUACUAUCAGAAAUGCUUACCCUAUUCCUUUGAUUACUGAACUCUUUGACAGACUAAAGGGUCGAGUAUUUUUACUAAACUUGACUUAAGAGGAGCAUAUAACUUAGUGCGAAUUAAACAAGGAGAUGAAUGGAUGACAGCAUUUAAUACCCGUUACGGGCAUUAUGAGUAUACCGUAAUGCCGUUUGGGCUUUGUAACGCCCCGGCCGUCUUCCAAGACUUGAUCAAUGAAGUUCUUAGAGAAUUCCAACAUGAAUGUGUAAUUGUAUAUUUGGAUGAUAUAUUAAUCCAUUCUAGAGACAUUAAUUCACAUCAUAGACAAGUCAGAAAGGUAUUACAGAAACUUUUACAACAUGGAUUGUAUUGUAAAUUGGAAAAAUGUAGCUUUGACCAGUCUCAGGUAACUUUCUUAGGUUACGUAAUUUCCAAAGACGGGUUUAUGAUGGACCCGACCAAACUAAAAUCGAUUUUAGAUUGGCCUUUACCUAAGGGACUCAAAGCCAUACAAAGAUUUCUUGGAUUUUCUAAUUAUUACAGACGUUUUAUUAAAGGGUACUCCUCUGUUAUCGCUCCUAUCACUAAUAUGACCAAACAAGGAGCCGAUACCAAAACCUGGUCUACUGAGGCUUUAUCUGCUUUCGAAACGCUCAAACAGUCUUUUGCCUCAGCACCUGUAUUAGUUCAUCCUGAUACCUCUCUACCCUUUUUACUUGAAGUUGAUGCGUCUGAAACAGGGAUAGGCGCAGUGUUAUCCCAAAGACAAAGUUUAGAUAAGCCGCUGCACCCUUGCGGUUUUUUUUCCAAGAAACUAUCACACACUGAAAGGAGAUAUGACAUUGGUGAUAGAGAACUUUUAGCUAUCAUUAUGGCAUUAAAGGAAUGGAGACAUUUGUUAGAGGGCACCGUCCUCCCAGUUACUAUCUUGACUGACCACAAGAAUUUAUCGUAUAUGGGGGAGGCCAAAAGAUUAUCUGCCAGGCAGGCACGUUGGUCUAUGUUCCUUACACACUUUAAUUAUGUGCUUACUUACAGGCCUGGUUCUAAGAACACUAAGGCAGACGCUUUGUCACGUCAGCACGAACCUACCACCUCUACAGAGGAUACUUUGUUCCCUAUUAUUCCUGAAGUCAAUAUUAUCGCCAACACCAAUGUCAAAAUACACUCUCCAUUGCUCGCUGAUAUUCAGAACGAACAAUCUCUUGCUCCCGAACGUACUCCUGUGGGCCGCUUGUUCGUGUCUCCCAAAUUCCAAGUGGACAUUAUUCGCUGUUUCCACGAUAGCAAGAUCGCUGGUCACCCCGGCAUCCACAAAACUUACUGCCUGAUCUCCAAAGACUUCUGGUGGCCCGGUUUACGUAGGGAUGUGGAAGACUUUGUCAAGGCUUGCAAUGUUUGUGUCAGGAAUAAACUUCCGCGGGAUCUCCCUUGUGGUUUAUUGCAGCCCUUAGUCGUUCCCAACAAACCUUGGGCUUGUUUGGCUAUGGAUUUUAUUGUUGAUCUACCAGCUUCCAAUAGGCAUACAGUUAUCCUCACGGUCCUUGACAGGUUUACUAAAAUGGCUCAUUUCGUUCCCUUGCCUAAACUUCCGUCCUCCCCCGAACUGGCCGUGAUAUUUGCUAGAGAAAUUUUCCGUUUACAUGGUAUUCCCAAUGAGAUUGUGUCAGACAGGGGUUCCCAAUUUAUUUCCCGUUUUUGGAGAUCCUUCUGUUCACAGUUGGGCAUCAAACUGAAUUUUUCUUCGGCCUAUCAUCCCCAAUCUAACGGAGCAGCCGAACGCACUAACCAAAAAAUUGAGCAAUAUCUACGUUGUUUUGUUUCUGAACACCAGGAUGACUGGGUCGGUCUGAUUCCUUGGGCGGAGUUUGCUCACAACAACCUUGUUUGUGGUUCCACUCGUAAUAGCCCCUUUUUCUUGAACUAUGGCUUUAACCCUACUGUUCUUCCGUCGGUGUCUCCUUCCCAGGGUAUACCGUCGGUUGAUAUUCAUAUAGCCAACCUGAGAAAGUUGUGGGAUCAGACUCGACAAAUUCUUGAACGUAGUUCCGCGGUGUUUAAGUCACAUGCUGAUAGGCGUAGACGUCCUGCUCCUAUUUUUUCUCCGGGGGAUAGGGUCUGGUUGUGUACCAGACACAUUCGCCUGAAAGUUCCUUCCUUGAAGUUUGCUCCUCGUUACAUUGGUCCUUACAGGGUACUGAGGAGGAUCAACCCGCUUUCUUAUUUGCUGGAUCUACCUCCUACUCUACGCAUCCCUAACUCUUUUCAUGUGCCGUUAUUGAAACCUCUUGUUUGUAACAGAUUUUCCUCCCGCUCUGCUCCUCCAUCCUCGGUCCGUGUGGAUGGUCAGGAGGAAUAUAUCAUCAAGUCCAUCCUUGAUUCUCGUAUUUCUAGGGGGAAGCUGCAAUACCUCAUAGACUGGAAAGGUUAUGGUCCUGAAGAGAGGUCUUGGGUUCCUGGUAUAGACGUGCAUGCUCCUCGUCUUCUUCGGGCCUUCCACGUUCGUUUUCCUUCUAAGCCAGGUCCCAUCCGCCCGGUGGGCGUUUCUAGAAGGGGGGGUACUGUCAGGGUACCUGUUGGUGAUGUAUCCAGGGAGGACAUCCUCUCUGCUUAGGGGCUCCCUUCCCCUAGCAUUUCGGCAUAUUCCGGCCGUUUUCGCGCCGGCCGCGCUAGCUCCUCCCCCUUUUAUGACGCGACGGCUAGCGUCGACGUCAUGACGUCGGCAUUUGCAUAAAGUGCCGGGAACCGCUAUUCCGGACCUUUUGGGGGCGUGGUCUCUAUUUAGGUACAGGGUAUUUAAAGGAAACCUUUACUACUGCUCAUUGCCCUGUCGUGGUUCUAGCUUGCUAGUCACUCAGCGCGUUCUUUAUCUUGUGUUUCCGGUUUUGACCCUUGCUUGUCUUUUGUCCUGUUGUCCUCUCCUCUCCUUUGACUCGGCUUGUAUCUCGCUUACCUGUCCUCCGGCUCCCUUGACCUCGGCUUACCUUUUGACUAUUCUUGCUUGUCCUUACGUUAGUCCGGCCAUUCUAAGGUCCGGUAUACGUACCUCCUUCUGUGCGCACUCUGCGUAUUGGAUCCCUGUCAGUUUCCUGACAAGGCAUAAGGCUAUCCUAACUAUAAGAUAAGGCCAGGGACUAAUGAAAGUAUUUAGAAAAUUGGGCAGACUAGAUGGGCCGAAUGGUUCUUAUCUGCCGUCACAUUCUAUGUUUCUAUGUUAGUUUUGCCUAGGUAAAUGGUGUUUAACCCCUUAAGGACACAUGACAUGUGUGACAUGUCAUGAUACCCUUUUAUUCCAGAAGUUUGGUCCUUAAGGGGUUAAUGCUAAUGCUUAAUGCUUUUUUCCAGAAAUAUAUUUGCUUACCACAUAUACAUACUAUCGCUUUUGUUUAUAUACUAAAAUCAUUUAUGUAUUCAUUAUACAAUGGUGGUUCACAUUCAUUUAGCUAAUUUCUCAAGUAUAACUAGAAAAUGUUGGAUGUUGAUCAGUUGCAAAUGCAAUUAGUCAGACAGAAUGGAAGCUGGUGAUUAUGGGUAUCUUAUAAUUUGAAUGGACAAUGUCAGUACUUACAUGAAACAUUAUGACCUCUUGCUUCCUCCCUGCAGAUCCGUUACAUCACCGAAACCCAGGGUUUGCCCCCUGAGGACAUGCUCAACAGGGGACCAAAGACCCUUCUGUACUUUGAAAAAGAAAGAUAUUCCCCGUAUUCAUGGAUAUUGAAGGUGAGACCUUAUAUAUUGAUAUAAUAUAAAAAUCGAGACAAGAGGUUAAGCAAAUCCUACAAUAUUAUGAUAGUCCUAGCACAGGAUCUGCCAUUAAGUAGUUAAAGUUUUACACACUGACAUUCAGUAAUUUGGCAGUUUGGAUUUGAUAAAGCAUAGAUAACUGUUCCUCCAUAAAAACGUUUAACUACCACACACCCCCCACAUCCCCUUUUUCAGUCCAUUUUGAAGCCAUUUUAAAAAUCAGCUUUUACAAUAACACAAUGUUAAAAAAAAAAAAGAACAGUUUAGACUUGGGGGAAAGCUGGCGAGUAAGUUAAUGACAAGACAUGUUUGUUAGUUCCGUCCCUACAUUAAUAAGAAAAUCAUUGUGACUUUUUAGAAUGCCUCAGAAACUAAUUGAGCAUCUAUGUUUUUACUCUAGACUACAGUCUGCUACGAAAUUGAGUCUGGUAUUCAACCAAUAGAAAGAAGGAAAUAUAUCUUCAGUUGUCUUGAUGACUUGGAAAAGGUACUAUAUUCCUGGGGCUCUCAAAAUGACCUAAAAUAGAUUACAUGGCAUCUUCCCCACAACCAUGUAUUAUUGUCUAUGAUUUUCUGGAUAGGCAGAAAAAAAUAUUUUAAAACUGGUUGGUUGGUCUAGCACAGAAGAGAUGGUGGAGCAAUCUCUUUGUGCUUAACUUUGCAUGUGAGGAGCAAAAGCGUGGGGUCCCGAAAACAUUGUGCACCUCAAGAUAACCACAUUCUAAAACUUUUAUCAUCUCUGCUCAUAUGUACCCAAUUUAAAAUAGUUACAUGUUUUUUCCUCUUUCUUUUCAAUGAUUAUUUUUAAAAUAUAGUUGGUUGGUUCCGAUAUAUCAUAAAAUUAGAACCCCUUUCUUGUUUUUCACAUUCUUAACUUGUCUUCAUAUAUCUAUCUUGUAACAUGAGUCUGAAGAUGUGUCUGGUUACUAUUUACCACUUAUCCACCACUAUAGAAGCUAUGAGUUUAAGAGAACUGAGAAGGAACCAGGCAACUUACUGUACUCUCUGCAUUCUCCUAAUGUUGACCCUAAGAUACUAAUUUUUAAAAAAAAACUUUUUUGCAUUUAUUUAUGAAUACAGACCUUACUAAAAAUAUAAUCUUCUCACACUUUGUGUUUCUCAUCAGGUAAAUUUACUGUCAGAGCAAGAAAUCAGUGGCAUGACAGUGGAGAUGAAAGACAUGUGGCAGUGUCUUGAUUUGAUCAAGAAGAUGCUUACUAUAGAUCCCGAGAAGAGGAUAACACCCAUAGACCUUCUCAGCCACCCCUUUAUCACCAUGGAUCAUCUCCAGCACUUCUCACAUAGUUCAUAG
Messenger RNA from Pelobates cultripes (western spadefoot toad), 14584 nucleotides. NCBI's taxonomy places the organism in Eukaryota, Metazoa, Chordata, Amphibia, Anura, Pelobatidae. The record is from the annotation of a GenBank genome assembly.